Spinacia oleracea (spinach) is the source of this 2542-nucleotide messenger RNA. RefSeq names its product NAC domain-containing protein 7. Gene Ontology annotation, biological process: regulation of DNA-templated transcription. The coding region runs from base 1050 to 2213 and encodes 387 amino acids. The record is from RefSeq and is a predicted model, not a curated record. The transcript is spliced from 5 exons. Gene Ontology annotation, molecular function: DNA binding. Lineage: Eukaryota; Viridiplantae; Streptophyta; Magnoliopsida; Caryophyllales; Amaranthaceae.
UCCACCCCCGUUUUCCCCCAUCUUUCUCUCUCUUUCUUUCUCUCUCCAUCAAAACAUUCCUUUGUCUUCAAGUCCACAUCAAUGGCUGGUAGCUAGAUUAUCCAAUCUUUCAACUAACGAUAACAUAUAUUCAUUUUAUUCACAACAAUUUGAAAAAACCCAAACUUUAUUACUUUCUCUAUAUCUCUCUUUACAUGGUUUUCCGCCAUGUUUGUCUCACCCAAAAACCUUCACUAACUCAACAUCAUCAUCAUCAACAUCAUCAUCAUCAUCAUUCUUCCCCAAUAAUCCAGCUUCUUCGAUAACGAUUACCCGUCAAACCACCCCUUCUUAUAUUUACUCGUUUUAGCUUCUUCUGGGGUAGUCAUUCGUACUUCAGCGGAGCUUGAUUUGCAAUAAUAUUAACAAUCAAGCUCAACGAUUAACCGUCAAACAACCCCUUUUUAUAUUUCCUCAUUUUAGCUUUUUUCUGAGGGUAUUUGUACUUCAAUGGAGUUUGAUUUGCAAUAAUAUUUUAGCUUUUUAUAUUUUUUUCCUUCUCAUUUUAUCUUCUUCUGGGGUAUUCAGACUUCAGCGGAGCUUGAUUUGCAAUAAUAACCGUCAAACCAACCCUUCUUAUAUUUCCUCGUUUUAGUUUCUUUUGGGGUACUCGUUCUUCAGCGGAGUUUGAUUUGCAAUAGUAAUAUUAACAAUCUAUUUUCUGGGGUAGUUAUUCGUACUUCAGCGGAGCUUCAUUUGCAAUAAUAUAUAUCCGUUCUGUAUCGGGAUCUGAACCGACAUUAAAACAACAACCUUCUUGUUAUCCAGGCUUCUUGUUGCUUUACUGUAGCUUACUUUGAACACAAAAGGGCAAGAAGAAAAGAAAGAAAGAAAGAAAGAAAAAAAGGGAUAUUUCUUUUUGGUUGAGGCAUUUUGACAAACAUCUGUUGGGCACAAUUCCCAAGCUUUCAGCAAAUAACAUUCAUCUUUCAAGCUCAGAUCUGUGGAUUUCUCAAGCCAAAACCUAAUUGAAGAUACUUACUUUAUUAGUUUGAAGAGACGGGGAAGAUAUGAACUCAUCAACACAAGUUCCCCCGGGUUUUCGCUUCCAUCCGACUGAAGAGGAACUUGUUGAUUACUACCUUAGACGAAAGGUUUGCUCGAGAAGGAUUGAAGUUGAUAUCAUCAAAGAAAUUGAUCUGUAUAAAAUCGAACCUUGGGAUUUACAAGAAUUAUGCAAAACAGGAGAUGAUGAUCAAAAUGAAUGGUAUUUCUUCAGCCACAAGGAUAAGAAAUACCCUACCGGAACUCGAACGAAUCGAGCAACUGCAGCCGGGUUUUGGAAGGCAACAGGAAGAGACAAGGCUAUAUAUUGUAAGCAUGAUUUGAUAGGAAUGAGGAAGACGUUGGUGUUUUACAAAGGCCGAGCCCCGAAUGGACAGAAGUCCGAUUGGAUCAUGCACGAGUAUAGGCUUGAAACUGAUGAAAAUGGAGCACCUCAGGAAGAAGGGUGGGCAGUAUGUAGAGUAUUCAAAAAGAGAACUCCAACAACCAUGAGAAGAAUGGGUGGUCAUGAAUCACCAUGUUGGUACGAUGAUCAUGUCUCAUUUAUGUCCGAUAUGGAUUCACCACAACAAGCCACACAAUCCAACAAUGGCGGCCUCAACAACUACACUUGCAAAAAGGAAUUCAAUAACAACCAUCAUCAUCAUCAACAUCAACAUCAACAUCUACCUUUCCAAAUUCCUCAAGAACAUCAUCAUCUCAUCCACCUCCCUCUUUUCGAGAACUCGAAGAUGCUUCUUCCUUCACCUCAUAGUACCGGAAACUUCAACAAUUCCGGUCUAAUCCCAUUUGGUAUAGACAUGAGUCUUCACUCAAAUCCUACAAUGCAACAAAUUGUCAACAACAACAACAACAGCAACAACAACAAUGACAACAUUAGCAACACGGACAACAACAAUGGUAGUGGUCAAGAUGUUUUAGACCAAGUGACCGAUUGGAGGGUUCUUGAUAAGUUUGUUGCAUCCCAGCUUAGCCACGAAGAUGUCGUGGCUAAGCUGGGACAUGACAACAACAACAACAACUACUCAUCGAGUAAUGUUGCACCAGGGAUAUUCCCUGGUGCAACUGCUCCGAUAGUAUCUAAUCUCUCGGACAAGGUGGAAGAUUCAAUACCGGAAAAGGCAUCUACGCCGACUUCAAGCAACCAAAUUGAUGUAUGGAAAUCAUGAAGGUUGUUAUCAUAUAUAAGCAUAAAGGGACAAGAUGAAUAUUAGGGCUCAGUUUGUACAUAACAAAACUAUUCGAAAAUACGAAGUAUGGAGUUUUGGGCUGAGCUUCUAUAUAUGGCAGGCUUUUCCCAUUUCAGACAUGGAGGAUUAUAUAUGAAAUACCAAGUAUUAUAUGCAUCCUACUAUGCGAUGUUUACUCGAAAAUGGUUUCGAAAAUGUAAUGUGUAUACUCCAUAUAUUUUUUAUUUGAACUUGAAUGAUAUUGUAUAAUUUUUAUGAAAUUGAUGUUUUUAUAUCUCCAUAAGUCAUUUUUUUGUGUUUUAAUUUUA